CAAAACACCUCACCUGUAGGAGUGUGGGACAUAUUAAAAUACAGCUCAGCUUCAGCAGGUGCACACACAAAGGACAGCCCUGCUUCUCCAGUUACUGAUAACUCCAUCCAGUUGCACUGUGAGCUUACCCUGAACUACAGGCAAACACUCUACCAGGAAUGGCAUCAGGUGUCCAGGUUGACGAUUCUGUUACCCUCUUGUUCCAAGAUAUGAAGCUGAAGAAGUGUGGAAAAAAAGCCGUUUUCUUUGGCUUCAGCAGUGAUGAAAAAUACAUCGUUGUGCAGGAGGGAAAGGAAAUCUUGUCAGAUGACUGUGCAAAUUUUUUCCCUCGGUUGAAAGCACUCUUCCCUGAAAACAAGUGCUGCUACGCCUUGUUGGAUAUUCACUAUGUUACUGGGGAAUCAAAGAAACAAGACCUAAUAUUUGUAAUGUGGGCACCAGAAGAUGCACCUAUUAAGGAGAAGCUACUAUUUGCAAGCUCAAAACCAUACUUAAAACAAGCAUUCUCAGGAGUGAACAAGCAAUGGGAGCUUCACAGCCAAGAUGACCUUACUGUCGACCAGCUGGCACAAAAACUUACAAGUGGCAAAAUUAAAUCCUUGGAAGGUCACCACUUGUAGACAAUCAUUCAGUGCCAGGACCAUAGACAACUUGCAAAUGUAGCAGCACUAUUUCAAGUGGAACUGAACCCCAAAACUGUAAUAUAUUAAA
This is a messenger RNA of Nanorana parkeri, 711 nucleotides long. RefSeq names its product destrin-like. The record is from RefSeq and is a predicted model, not a curated record. Gene Ontology annotation, molecular function: actin filament binding. Gene Ontology annotation, biological process: actin filament severing; actin filament fragmentation; cell motility. The transcript has 4 exons. Gene Ontology annotation, cellular component: actin cytoskeleton; cytoplasm; actin cortical patch. NCBI's taxonomy places the organism in Eukaryota, Metazoa, Chordata, Amphibia, Anura, Dicroglossidae. Bases 159 to 620 code for a protein of 153 amino acids.